Pestalotiopsis fici W106-1 is the source of this 720-nucleotide messenger RNA. RefSeq lists its product as uncharacterized. Gene Ontology annotation, cellular component: mitochondrion. The record is from RefSeq and is a predicted model, not a curated record. The coding region runs from base 1 to 720 and encodes 239 amino acids. The transcript is spliced from 2 exons. Lineage: Eukaryota; Fungi; Ascomycota; Sordariomycetes; Amphisphaeriales; Sporocadaceae.
AUGGGUGCACUCAAACCCGUCUUCCGCCCGCAGCUUCUGCGCCAGACCCUCACACAAAACGUGAUCCGCCCCGCGACAGUCUUCGGCCCGUCAUCAACGAUACGGGCGUCCUCGUCCGCAGCGAGCCGGCCUGCGCCCAUCAUCCCAGCGCCCACGCCAUUCUGCCCCGACGCCCCGACCUUUCUCAAGCUCAUUGGCCGGGGCCUGAGUGCUCACGCCUCCAAAUUCCCAUCAUGGGAGUCGCUCUUCUCUCUCACAUCCAGCCAGCUGGCCGAGCUCGGUGUCGAGCCGCCCCGGACGCGGCGGUACCUCAUUGAGUGGCGGCAGCGCUUCCGGAGGGGUGAGUUUGGCAUUGGCGGCGACCUGAAGCACGUCUCGCCCGAGGGCACUGCGGAGCUGCGCGUGCUCGAACAUGACGCGAACCCGUCCAUUCCCAAGAAGUACGUCGUCAACGUGCCGGAAGGAAAGUCGGUGGAGGAGACUGCACCGGAAGAGCUGAGCCGGGUGUCUGGCUACAGGGUCCAGGGCGCCAAGACCAUCAUUGGACCGUAUGCUCUGCCCUCCGGAAACGGCAUUGCCAAGAUCACGGUUACUGAGGGCAUGUGGGAGGACAAGAGAGGCAGGAAGAUUGACGGUGGUGAGAGAAGAAGGACAGAAAUCCGCUACAAGAAGAGAAUCCAGGAGCGUCGCGAGAUGCGUGAGAGAGGCGAAUUGGCUUAA